Molecule: messenger RNA, 1707 nt
Organism: Drosophila teissieri
Lineage: Eukaryota; Metazoa; Arthropoda; Insecta; Diptera; Drosophilidae
Product: hippocampus abundant transcript-like protein 1
Exons: 1
Coding region: 19-1668 (549 amino acids)
Biological process (GO): transmembrane transport
Molecular function (GO): transmembrane transporter activity
Source: RefSeq, a predicted model, not a curated record
GCGGACAGAACACUUAUAAUGGCGCAGUUGAAGUCUCUGAGACCCCUGGUGAAAUUAUUAGUUAAUCGUUCUGAAAUCGGAAAAGCAAGUGUUUGGCACGCGGUGAUUGUUACGUUCAUGCACUACUUUUCCUGGGGUCUUCUCACCGUGCCAUUCAUCGAGAAACUCUCGCUAUCCUUUGGAAAUCACGUCCUUCUCGCCGAUGGACUCGUUUACGGAGUUAGAGGAAUCCUGGGAUUUGUGACCACCCCUGUGAUGGGCGCCAUUUCUGAUUUCCGUGGCCGAAAAGUGGUGAUGUUGCUGGCCGUGGCAACCACUUACGCGCCGAUUCCAUUCAUGAUGUUGAAGAGUUGGUGGUUCUUCGCCAUACUCACUGUGAGCUCCAUCUGUGGGAACACUUACUCGGCUUCAUUGGCCUAUGUGGCGGAUGUGACCAGUGUGGAGCAUCGUUCAAAAGGAUAUGGCAUUGUGGCGGCCAGUUUUGGUGCUGGAAUAGCUUUUUCGCCAUCGUUGGGGAACUUUUUGAUGAAAUCGUACGGGUCCGGAUCAGUUAUUUUGAUUGCUACCAUCACUGGGUUGAUCAAUAUCUUGUUUAUCAUAUAUGCAGUGCCAGAGAGUUUGGUUUUAAAGGAAAAAAAGGUUACGCUGGAUGAAAUGAAUGAUAACCAAGUGGAGGACAAGAAUGUCGACAUAAAUUCAAAGGAAAGAAAAGAGAUCUUAAAUGGAGAACAAAAGUUGAAUAACAAAGUUUUAGUGAACAAGCCAAACCACAGCCCCUCACAGAAUCUAGUCAGCAAUAAAGAGCAGAACCAAAAGAUCAACAAAGAAGAAGAAAACUUACAGAAUGAUUUAACUGAAAUGGAGAAAAGUGAUAAUAGCACCUUAAACACCUCCGAUCUUUGGGAAGGGCUGCGUAAAAGCCGUAAGGAUAAGAACCUGCUCGUGAUAUACCUCAUAACAUUCCUGUCCAUUUGGCCCUUUGCCGGAGUGGAUUCUACUGCGCCAGUAUAUCUGAAAACUAAUAUGGGAUUUGAAUAUGAGGAGGUCUCCAUGAUGUUGGGAUUACUGUCUGUGCUGGCGAUCACAUCCAAUCUCCUCCUGGGUUACAUUAUGAACAUAGUGGGGGCCAAGUGGUCCAUCCGACUGGGAUUACUACUCCUGCUAUCGCAGCUGCUCUUCUUCGUCUUUGGGACUCAUCAUUGGAUGUACUGGUUAAGCAGUAUUUUGGCCGCCUUGGCAACAAUUAUUCCCUCUGCCAGUAAUGCGGUGGCUUCCAUCUAUGCCAGUCCCGAAAAUCAGGGGGCUGUACUGGGUAUAAUCUCUGGAAUCGAGUGCUUGAGCGAGGGUUUGGGACCAGCCGUUUUCGGAGUCCUCUUCUUUAUUUUCCAGGAUGAUUCGGAGAAUAAUCUCAAAGUUAAUUCACCAAUUCCAAUGCCCUUUGUCAUAAGUGCCAUUGCCGUAUUUGUGGCCAUAGUCUUGACAGGUUUAAUUAAAAUGGAAACUGUUGAAAAGGAACCAUUGAUCUAUAAGAUCUCAGACGACGCCACCGAGGAUGAGCUAGAACCACUUACGAAAACAAAAUUUGAAGAUGAAAAUAUUUAUGGCUAUGUACAACUAGAGUUAGAUGACUACAAUGAUUCGGAUUGUAAAGGCCGUAGCUUUAAAUAAUUGUAAUUUAACUAAACGUUUUAUAAGUUUUCCUCAGAA